Messenger RNA from Bactrocera oleae (olive fruit fly), 4442 nucleotides. Its product is annotated as calphotin. Gene Ontology annotation, molecular function: chitin binding. NCBI's taxonomy places the organism in Eukaryota, Metazoa, Arthropoda, Insecta, Diptera, Tephritidae. Gene Ontology annotation, cellular component: extracellular region. The record is from RefSeq and is a predicted model, not a curated record.
CAUUCAGCCAACGGAGCCUCACAGUGGAAGCGAGUGCGAGCUUUGGUCUGAAGCAACAUUUUUUUUUAGAAAAUUACAAACCACCAAGCCAACCAACAGACAGACAUACGAAAUAAAUAGCCCAGCCAACAACAACAAAAAACAGAGUCGCAAUAAUACAGCGGAUUAGCGGCAACUGUGCAAAAAACCAACAACAAAAUUACCAAAAAGGAUUAAUGUGCAUUUUCGGAAAUUUUUUACGCGAAUCUCAAACGAACUAGCUUUUGAAAGUAACAAAAAUUAGCAAACGAAAACUGAAAGUGUGAAAAAGUGAACGUUUGAUUUUCAGGAAAAAUUUUUUUUUAACAAAUCCGUGGCAUUUUUUUAGUGAAUAAAAGUUACAGCUGUCGCGAGCGUAAAGGAGAUAUGUGGAAGCACACUUUACUCUUAGUGUGCCUUAGUGGCUGCUGCCUGGCCGGACCGCUGCAUGGAGUUAAGCGAAAUGUACCCAUUGUGCUGCGUGAAGAGGAUGCCGAGCUUGAGCGUCCCGCACCAGAGCCACUGGCGCCUGAGUACCCCGAAAUGCCGUCAACACUGACCUUGCCUAGCAAUGCGACAUCGAUACGCGCCGACAUCACCGAUAGCUUCUCGUGCGAUGAUAAGGUUUAUGGUUAUUAUGCGGACGUGGAGAAUGACUGCCAGAUAUUCCACGUCUGUUUACCGGUAACGUAUGCUGAUGGCAAAGAGAAUACAUUCCGUUGGAGUUUCAUCUGUCCUGAAGAGACUGUGUUCAGUCAGGAAUCAUUUACCUGUAUGCGACGCGAAGAUAUUGCUUUCUCAUGUGAAGACUCUGUUAACUACUAUGAACUGAACCGCAAUUUUGGUAAUACAGAAGAACAGAACGUUAACUCCAUUAAUGUGCAAGCUAACGAAGAGCAAGCGGAAGCCCAACCAGCGGAGCCAGCUGAGCCCGUCGAACAAGAAGUGGAACAAGCUGUUGCCCAACAAGCAGCUGUUCCAGCACCAAAACCAGCCAAGCCAGUUAAGCCUGUGAAGGUGCAGAAACCCAAUCGUAGGAAGCCACAACCGAAACCACAACCAGACCAAGCAGUUUAUCCCACUAAUAAACUGCCAUCAAUUAUGCCGUUACGCAAGAUGCCCAAUGUCGGUGCCAUCGCACCUCUUUCUGUACCUGCUGAAGUAGUACCUGUACAAUCAGCUAAUGAAGAUGAGGUAAAGGUAGUGCCAUCCCGCUACAAGAAACGUCCCACUGUCUCAUUCAAUAGCGAGAAAGAAGUCGUUGAAGUGCCUGCCCAACCCUUCAAAAUUGAGCUAGUGCACACUGUCAGUAACCCAGAAUCAUACAAACGUAGACGUCCCACAUUGGCACACAAAAAUAAUAUUGUGACUAAAGUGUCUGAUGAUGUGCCCGUUGCCGUCGAGACCGCCCCCGAAGCUGUAGAGGUUGUAGAACCUAUUGUGUCAGCAGUUAAAUUCGAAUCCAACUUGGGUGCUAGUCCAGUACAAGCACAGAAGGAAAUUGUAGCGGUUGAAGAACCUGUAGCGCAAGUUGGUGUAGAAUUGCCAGUUGCUGACGCCGAAACUCCAAUCAUCGCAGAUGCCGAACCACAAGCUUCUGAAACCGGUGAAGUUGCCGUGGACUCAGAGCAGACUUUGAAAACAAUCGCCGUACAACCACUUGUUCCUCAAGCCGAAACUGAACAAGCGGAUAAUGCUUUUGUAGCGUCGAAUGAGUUGGCGCAGCCAGUUGUAAGAGCUAAACCUGAAGAUGUAUCGCAAAUUUCAGAAGAAACAAUUAAAAUUGAAGAACCUAUUGCUGAGGAAGUUUCAAAAUCCGAAGAAGCCCCAACGGAAAAGGUGAAAAAAGUUGAGGAACCAAUUGUGGCCGAGUUACUAGUACCAUCUGAAGCAGAACCUGAAAAGGAAGCACAAGCCGUUGAAGCCAUAGAAUCUAUCGAAGGUAAGCCAGCUGUGAUUGUUGAUGCUCUUUCAAAAGCGCCAACAGAAGAAAAACUAGAGGAAGUAGCCGCAGACCAACAAAUCAAUGUAGAAACUCCAACACAGUCUGAAGAACAAGCACAGCCUGAACAGUUUACUGAACAUACCGAGGAUCAAUUAGCUGGCGCUUCUGAGCCACUUGCUCUUGAAGUCGAGCCCGAAGUGAUUGCACCUAUUGAAAAUACAGAGGAAUCUUUGUCUGCUUUGCCCUCACUUGAAGAGUUAGAAGAACAGAAGCCAGCCAAUGCUGUUGAAAUUAUGCCUGCUUCACCUGAAAUGGAGCAACAAGAUCCUAUUGUACAACAAGCUUUUGAGGGCAAUGAAGCUCACUUCCAGACUGUUGGCGGUUUCAAAGCAGUAGAUCCCGAAGUGGCUGCGGAAGCGGAAGCACUUAUCUCAGACUUUAUCAAUACUCUAAAGAGUGCUCAUACUAAUGAAAAACCCACUCUACCAGAACCAGCGGAAGAAGAAGCUUCUGUUGAAAGUGAAGAUGCUAAAAUUGAGAUUGAAACACCACAGAGUGAAGAAAAAAUUGUGGAAGCCGAACCCCAGCCCGAAGAAGUACCCAUUGCAGCUGAAUCCGAAAUGAACUUACUGAAAACCGUAGCUCCUGAAGAAGCAUUAGCAAGUGAAACAGAAAAUGUCCCUGUUGUAGCAGACAACGAGCCGGUCACAGAAGAGAGUGUGAAAGUUUCACCUCUUCUUAAAUUCCCAAUCUCCAACAGUUUCCCUGCCAACAUGUACCAAAUUCCUGUAACAAUCAUUCAAACACCUUACGAAGAGGAAAAAAAUGCCGAAACCGAAGUGCAAGAACCACAAGUGGAAAUUAAUGCGGAGGAAGUAAAAUUUGAAGCACCAGAGAAUGUAAAAGAAUCAGCGCCAGCUGUAGCAGAAACUGAAGAACAAUUGAAAUUCCUGCCCGAAAAGACCGAAGCAGAAAUUAUCCCAGUUGCAGAAACCGAGCCAGAAGCUCAACCCGCUAAUGUCGAGUUUGUUGAAACUGAACCCGAAACUGUGCAAUCUGCUACCGCUGAAGGUGUGAAAACCGCACUAGAAGCUGUACAACCAGCUCUGACCGAAACUGUGGAGACUGUGCCAGAGGCUGAAAGAGAAGUAGCACAACUCGCCGCUCCUGUAGCUUUCAGACCCAUCAGCAUCGACGAUAUCGUUGAAUUGGUUAAAGAGCGCUUAGAUCAAGCACCCGCCGAUGAGAAAGGUGCACCCAUGGAACUUAUUGUCGACUCAAGCAACGUCGACAGGCCUGUUGAGUUGAAAUUUAGUUCGGAAAAAGGGUCAACGCCGCAAGAAGUAUCAGCUGAACAAACACCUACCGAGGAUAUCAUUUUUCCCAUUUAUCAUCGAGUGUCCGAGCCUGAGGUCAGCGCUGUCCAAGUACCCGAAUCUUUCACCGCAGAAGAGCCCAGCGCAUUCGUCACGGAACUCAAAAAGUUACCAGUUGAAGCUGAGACCGUACAAAAUGUAGUCGAACCGAUAGUACAAACUGUAGAACAGGCUGUACAAACGAAUGCCGAUGACCGUGAAGCUAAUGUAGCCGUCAAGUCGGCCAUCAGCACUGAGACUGAGCGGGAAGCUGAAGUUGUGGCAGCGCCAGUCGCGAAUAUGCAAGAAACUGAGAGCGAAGCUGCUGUUGCGUCGGCUGAUGCGCCCAUUGAAACUGAAACCAUCGAAGCUGAAAGUGCGAAGGCAAAUCGUGCUUUAAGAUCGCGCAGUUUGAGCAAAGCUAAAAUUGAUCCGCGUAAACGUCGUUUCCUUUUCAGAUCGGAUGCCAGUUAGAUGCUGCAAACACCUUAUUUAUGCCCAUUGUGAGCACACCCUGUAUGCCACAGGGUGAGCGUGCGCGUAGAAUGUACGCAACCCGCCCAUAAAAUUCCUACAGCUUAGGUUUCUAAUUUUUCACUACAUAAUAUACUCUGCUUUGCUCCACUACUACAACAACCACAAACAUCGUUUGGGACUGAACGCGUCAGCGUCGAAUUUUUAUUGUGUGUUGGGUGUCACAGACAGGUGGACUUCAGCAGAACAGCAGAAAAAAAAAUACUACUCAAACUUUAUUUUCUUAUUUAAGUUAAACUAAUUUAUGAAUUUAGAUCUACAUACUACUUUUUUAUAUAAAAAAUUAUAAAAAAUGAAAAAAUGCAAAAUUUAGAAAAGUGCGUGAAAUUCACACAGUUUCGUUUGCCGAAGCCAUAUAAAAGAAGAAAAUAAUUUAUUUUGUUGUUGGAAGCAUUUUUGUUCAAUGCUAAGAAAUAGAAGCGAUCUUAAGCACAUUAAGGAGUGUAAUUUUAUAUUUGCUGAAUAUAUAGACACACAUACCACAUAAAUAUAGAUAGAUAUAUUAAGAAAAUGUUUUAGAUGCUCCAAUUUACUUAAGUUGAACAAAGGUGACAAUUAAAUAAAAUUAAAAAUGAUAAAAAAUAUUUUAA